Galeopterus variegatus (Sunda flying lemur) is the source of this 655-nucleotide messenger RNA. RefSeq names its product polycystic kidney and hepatic disease 1 (autosomal recessive)-like 1 (gene PKHD1L1). The transcript is spliced from 6 exons. The record is from RefSeq and is a predicted model, not a curated record. Bases 67 to 639 code for a protein of 190 amino acids. Lineage: Eukaryota; Metazoa; Chordata; Mammalia; Dermoptera; Cynocephalidae.
AGCCGAGCUCCAGCGCCGGCGGUGGCAGCGAGCGGCGAGCACGGACUCGGUGGAACUGGCUUUGCCAUGGGACACCUGCGGCUCUUGGGGACCUGGGGCCUCUGGGGGCUGUUCCUCUGUGCCGCGCAUUCCCGCACAGAUGGCCCUAAAAUAAUCCCCAGAGUGACAGAAAUAAACCCUAAAUAUGGCAGUAUAAAUGGAGCAACGAGGCUGACUAUCACAGGAGAAGGUUUUUCUCAAGCAAACCAGUUUAACUAUGGAGUUGAUAAUGCUGAGUGGGGAAACAGUGUGCAGUUAGUUUCUUCCUUCCGGUCAAUUAUUUGUGAUGUAGAAAAAGAUGCAAGUCAUUCAACUCAGAUUACAUGCUAUACUAGAGCAAUGCCAGAAGAUUCGUACACUGUUAGAGUCAGCGUGGAUGGGGUUCCUAUUGCAGAAAAUAACACCUGCAAAGGGCAUAUCAACAGCUGGGCAUGCAGCUUCAAUGCAAAAAGUUUCAGAACUCCAUUAAUAAGGAAUAUCACACCUUUAUCUGGGACUCCAGGUACACUAAUAACAAUCCAAGGCAGAAUCUUCACUGAUGUCUAUGGAAGUAAUACUGCACUAAGCUCAAAUGGGAAAAAUGUCAGGAUUUUGAGGUAAUUUUUUUUAUGUGGAA